Messenger RNA from Dipodomys spectabilis (banner-tailed kangaroo rat), 636 nucleotides. Its product is annotated as probable rRNA-processing protein EBP2. Lineage: Eukaryota; Metazoa; Chordata; Mammalia; Rodentia; Heteromyidae. The record is from RefSeq and is a predicted model, not a curated record. Gene Ontology annotation, biological process: ribosomal large subunit biogenesis; rRNA processing. The transcript has a single exon. Gene Ontology annotation, cellular component: preribosome, large subunit precursor; nuclear periphery; nucleolus. The coding region runs from base 8 to 508 and encodes 166 amino acids.
UCAGCACAUGCAAAAGAUUCGACAGAAGCUACAAGCUAAACAGGCUGCCAUGGAGAAGUCUGAAAAAGCUAAGCAACUGAGAGCACUUAGGAAAUAUGGAAAGAGGGUGCAAACACAGGUUCUUCAGAAGAGGCAGCAGGAGAAAUCACAUAUGAUGAAUGCCAUCAAGAAGUACCAAAAAGGCUUCUCUGAUAAACUGGAUUUUCUUGAGGGAGAUGAGAAACCUGUUGCACAGGCCACAAAGGCCACAAAGGCCACAAAGGCAGGAGCUAAAGGCCAGAACAUGAAGAAGGGUCCCAGUGCUAAACGACGGUAUAAAAACCAAAAGUUUGGUUUUGGUGGAAAGAAGAAAGGUACCAAAUGGAAUACUCGAGAAAGCUACGAUGAUGUAUCCAGCUUCCGGGCCAAGGUAGCUCAUGGCAAGGGCCUCAAAAGGCCUGGGAAGAAAGGAGCGAAUAAGAGACCUGGAAAACGAACAAGAGAGAAAAUGAAGAGAAGAACCCGCUAAAUAACAUCUUUUUAUAUGAAAAAUGAAGAAAAAGGGACAAUAUGCAAUUUUCAGUAUACUUAGAUCCUUUUUCUUAGUUUCUUUUUGUACAAAAUUCUUUUAAUAAAUUAAACAGUUUGAAAGAAACA